AUGAGGAAGAGGGUUGUAAAGAGUCAGAGAUAUAAGAUGAUUCCGAUAUUGAGCAAGAUGCAUCCUCAACACAGUCUGCUACUCAAGGUCAACAAACACAACAAAAGCGAUUAUAUACUGAUGAUCAGCCCCAUUCUUUGUCGUUGGUUGGUUGAAGAUACCCAGGUUCGAUCAGGGAGGAUCCGGAAACAGCCAAAGCUGCCAGCUGGUUUUGAGAUUGAUAGGUCAUAG
Messenger RNA from Penicillium waksmanii, 231 nucleotides. RefSeq lists its product as uncharacterized. The transcript has 2 exons. Bases 1 to 231 code for a protein of 76 amino acids. The record is from RefSeq and is a predicted model, not a curated record. Lineage: Eukaryota; Fungi; Ascomycota; Eurotiomycetes; Eurotiales; Aspergillaceae.